CAGAAUCAUGAGGUACGAUUUACUAUUUCAUUUGCUGCUCCUCCUGCCAAUCUGCUCAGCUUACACUUACCAAAAUGUGGCUUUACGUGGCAAAGCUUCACAGUCUUCUCAGUACAAAGGGGAGCCUUGGAAUGCAUUUGUAGGUGCUUCCAAUGCUAUUGAUGGAAACCUAAAUGCUGACCUUACAAAGGGAUCUUGUACCCACACUGAUACUGAAAACAACCCCUGGUGGAGAGUGGACCUGCUGGACUCAUAUAUAGUCACCCAGGUCGUCAUCACCAACAGAGGAGACUGCUGUGCAGAGCAACUCAAUGGUGUGGAGGUUCGCAUCGGAAACUCUUUACGACAAGAUGGCACUGUAAACCCACUGUGAGUGAUUAUGUCAUGG
This is a messenger RNA of Poecilia latipinna (sailfin molly), 388 nucleotides long. Its product is annotated as fucolectin-like. The transcript is spliced from 2 exons. The coding region runs from base 8 to 373 and encodes 121 amino acids. Lineage: Eukaryota; Metazoa; Chordata; Actinopteri; Cyprinodontiformes; Poeciliidae. The record is from RefSeq and is a predicted model, not a curated record.